AUGCUUGCUCUCAGACGGUUAACAAGAUACACAUUCCUCAAGCGAACGCAUCCGGUGUUAUCUGCUCAUCGUGCAUAUAAAUUUUUCCCUUUAAGUUCCACUUGCUCAAGAAGAACAUUUCAGAUACAACUGCGCUCGAAGAUGACUGCUCAUAUCAACCACAAAUCGCACAACGGUAACCAAGAUGACCAUCCGUUCAAAAGAUCAGACUCUGCGGUGUCGAUUAUGCAUUUGAAACGUGAGCCUUUCAARAUCACAGUGAUUGGUUCCGGUAACUGGGGGACCACCAUCGCCAAAGUUAUUGCAGAAAACACAGAGCUGCAUUCUCAUAUUUUCAACCCGGAAGUGAGAAUGUGGGUGUUUGAUGAGAAGAUCGGUGACGAAAAUCUAACGGAUAUCAUAAAUACAAGACAUCAAAACGUCAAAUAUCUACCAAAUAUCGACCUGCCCCACAACCUGGUGGCUGAUCCCGAUCUUUUGCAUUCCAUCAAGGGUGCUGAUAUCCUUGUCUUCAACAUCCCUCAUCAAUUCUUACCUAAUAUAGUCAAACAGCUACAAGGCCACGUGGCCCCUCACGUAAGAGCCAUCUCGUGUCUCAAAGGGUUCGAACUGGGCUCCAAGGGUGUUCAGUUGCUGUCCUCCUACGUCACCGACGAGUUAGGAGUCCAAUGUGGUGCAUUAUCCGGCGCCAACCUAGCCCCCGAAGUGGCCAAGGAACACUGGUCCGAAACCACCGUGGCCUACCAACUGCCAAAGGACUACCAAGGUGAAGGCAAGGACGUAGACCACAAGGUUCUAAAACUACUGUUCCACAGACCUUACUUCCACGUCAACGUCAUCGACGAUGUUGCUGGUAUCUCCAUUGCAGGUGCUUUGAAAAACGUCGUAGCACUGGCCUGCGGGUUCGUAGAAGGCAUGGGAUGGGGUAACAACGCCUCCGCUGCCAUCCAGAGACUGGGUCUGGGCGAGAUCAUCAAGUUCGGGAGAAUGUUCUUCCCGGAAUCCAAGGUCGAGACCUACUACCAGGAGUCCGCUGGUGUGGCUGAUCUAAUCACCACAUGUUCAGGCGGCAGAAACGUCAAGGUCGCUACGUACAUGGCCAAGACCGGCAAGUCCGCCCUGGAAGCAGAAAAGGAACUGCUAAACGGCCAGUCCGCCCAGGGGAUCAUCACAUGCAGAGAAGUCCACGAGUGGCUGCAAACGUGUGAGUUGACCCAAGAAUACCCACUGUUCGAGGCGGUGUACCAGAUAGUUUACAACAACGUCCGCAUGGAAGACCUACCGGAAAUGAUUGAAGAACUAGACAUCGAGGACAAAUAG
Messenger RNA from Saccharomyces eubayanus, 1320 nucleotides. RefSeq names its product glycerol-3-phosphate dehydrogenase (NAD(+)) GPD2 (gene GPD2). The transcript has a single exon. The record is from RefSeq and is a predicted model, not a curated record. Gene Ontology annotation, biological process: carbohydrate metabolic process; glycerol-3-phosphate catabolic process. Gene Ontology annotation, molecular function: protein homodimerization activity; NAD binding; glycerol-3-phosphate dehydrogenase [NAD(P)+] activity. Lineage: Eukaryota; Fungi; Ascomycota; Saccharomycetes; Saccharomycetales; Saccharomycetaceae. Bases 1 to 1320 code for a protein of 439 amino acids. Gene Ontology annotation, cellular component: nucleus; cytosol; glycerol-3-phosphate dehydrogenase (FAD) complex.